Messenger RNA from Erythranthe guttata (spotted monkey flower), 1079 nucleotides. RefSeq names its product ethylene-responsive transcription factor. Lineage: Eukaryota; Viridiplantae; Streptophyta; Magnoliopsida; Lamiales; Phrymaceae. Gene Ontology annotation, molecular function: DNA-binding transcription factor activity; DNA binding. The record is from RefSeq and is a predicted model, not a curated record. Gene Ontology annotation, biological process: regulation of DNA-templated transcription; ethylene-activated signaling pathway.
AAAUACCUUAAACACUGAAAACCUGUGAAUCUGUGAUCAAUUAUGAUAUAUAUCCACAACUACAAGACAUACACUUUUAUUAUGUCCCCACUAAUUAUAUCUCAUCAAAUACUAAUUAAUAAAUAAUAAAUAAAUAAUAUCUGAUGUAUACUGUGCAUGAAACUGCUGUGUGUGUAUAUAUAUAUGUUUAUAUGAAGCCACACUUUCUCUUCUUCACUAAACCAUAUUAAAGAAACAAUCUCUUCUAUAUUCUCUCUCUCUCUCUCUCUCUCUCUCUCUCUCUCUCUCUCUCUCUCUACAUAUAUAUACACAUAUACAUACAUAUAUUUGUGAGUAGUGACGAUGGCGAAUCCUGGUGAGUGCCUAACGUUGGAGCUAAUACGGCAACACCUCCUCGAAGAAUUCACUUCAACGGAAUCUUUCUUAGACAGCCUUAAUCUUUGUUUCUCAGAUGUGUUUUCCGACAACCCCGUUUGUACGGCAGGUGAAACCGGCUCCCCUUCAUCCUCAUAUUCCGACCCAAAUCAACCCGGUUUACUAUUACAACCCGCAGUUUCAGUUGACCCGGAUUUCCAACCCGAUUUUUUCGAGGUUGAAAUGAAACCCCAAACGAUCAGCAUCAUCACCUGUGGUAAAGAUUCUGCCACGGAGGACAGUCUUACUCCCGCAAAACCCAUGAAGCCCGAACCAGAAUACGGGUUUACAUUCGGGCCGGAUCCUAAUACUGUAUCCGUUGCAAGAGGGGGGAGGAAUUACAGGGGGGUGAGAAGGAGGCCGUGGGGUAAAUAUGCUGCGGAGAUACGGGACCCGGUUCGGAAGGGAAGCCGGGUCUGGCUUGGUACUUAUGACAACGACGUUGAUGCAGCUAGGGCUUAUGACUGCGCCGCCUUCAAGAUGAGGGGAUCCAAAGCCAUUCUCAACUUUCCCAUGGACGCCGGUAAAUCUGGGCCGCCGGUCGGCUCCGGCCGGAAGAGGAGGAGAACGGAGAAAAGUCAAGGGUCGACUACUGUGUUAUAAGACUUAAAACCUCAGAUAAUUAAUACGUUCUAUAUAUAUAUAUAUAUAUAUAUAUAUAUAUA